Branchiostoma floridae (Florida lancelet) is the source of this 2015-nucleotide messenger RNA. RefSeq lists its product as uncharacterized. The record is from RefSeq and is a predicted model, not a curated record. The coding region runs from base 37 to 1809 and encodes 590 amino acids. The transcript has 8 exons. NCBI's taxonomy places the organism in Eukaryota, Metazoa, Chordata, Leptocardii, Amphioxiformes, Branchiostomatidae.
GAAACAACAUCAUCCACUACUAGGAAACGGGCCAAGAUGAUGCAGGAUGUCCGUGACAAAGUGAGCGGUGGUGCUGCUGCUGCACAGAUGAAGGCAGAACUCCAGCUUCACCCUCGUGACGAGCUGCAACAGAUGUUGCAGGAGUUGAAGCUGGAUCGGAUCGUCAUCCCCAAUGGUCACCUGUUGGCAGCAAAAGUUGGGGUUGGAAUGAGCUGGAGUCAAAUAAGAAAGUUGAAAAGGUGGCUGGGCAAAUAUAACAUCAAGCUCCCUAGUGAGAAGAUUUCGAGGGAGAUAGCUGCAGAACAGAUUUCUGGGUUUGACAUCACUGCAGAAAAGUUACCUUUUUCUGUAAGGGAGAACCGCAAGGACCCAUUCACAGUACAGCUCCGGCCUUGUGCUUACGUCACGUCAUUGAAAGACACCAUCUUCUCCUACCUGGACAAGAACAAGGAAGCAAACAUGCUGACCUGGCACGGCAAAAUCCCAGAAGACGAAGUUUGGGUGAAACUUGGUGGGGACCAUGGUGGGGAAUCAUUCAAGAUGAUCUUCCAAGUCCUCAACAGGGAUCACCCAAACUCCAAGGACAACACCAACGUCUUUUGCAUUUUUAAUGCAAAAGACAGCCGUGAAAACCUGACCCUGGCGCUUCAGCGAUACACUGAAGAGAUCAGAGACCUUCAGGUGUCUAAGUGGACGUCCGACGGGAAAGAAUACAAGCUGAAAAUCCUUGCUACAGGAGACUACGCCUUCCUGUGCACGUGGUAUGGGCUGUCUGGAGCUUGCGGAUUCCACCCCUGUCUAUGGUGCUAUAUCACCCUGCACCAGAUUCCAGAGGACAGGGAGAACAGACCUCUCAGAAUCCCUAAAAGGACUCUGGACUCCUUGGCUGCAGACCACCAGAGGUUUGUCCAAGAGGGCAUGGGCAAACUCAAAAAGGCCAAGGAGUACAACAAUGCCAUUGCACCAGUGAUGUUCAAUGUGCCUAUAGACCAGGUUAUGGUGCCUGGUCUGCACAUCGGCCUCGGCCUGUAUAAGAAGCUUUUUGAACAUCUAGAGGCUGAUUUGCAGGACAUAGACCUGAAGCUACAGUCAUACCUUGAGUCUGUCCUAGCUGAAGGCGAGGUGACGAAGGAUGUUCUUCUCGCCGAUGAACAUCUGGGCAAGUUCAAGUCCUUCGUCGCUGCCAUUGACGAGGCGCGAGCUUUGGAUGAUGCAGCAGAUGUCCUUGAAGACCAAAUAGAAGAACAGGAGAGCCAGCUGGCCUGGCUUGCCUACAGAGAUGGCGUGGAGGACUCCAUGGCUGAAGUCGUCUUCAACGAGGCCUGCAGCAUGGUUCAGGACCUGUUCCAGCAGAAGGAAACUCUGAGGGCAAAGGCUGAUGCUGUCAGGAAUAAAGCAUCAGUGAAGACCGGCAAGGGCCCCUUGACGUCACAGUUGGAUCCUAAACUGAAAGAGUUUAAAGUCCGCAGGCAGGAGUACCAUGGCAAAUCCUUCAUCGGCAACCAUGUACAUAAGAUGCUCAAGGAAAAUGCAAUAAACGAGCUAACAUCUAUCGUGGUCACAACCAUAAAUGAAAUCCUGGAGAAGUUUCCUGACCUGCCCCUGUCACUGGUGCCAAAGGCACAUGCAACGGCUGAGAAGCACAAGCAGCUCUUCACGCUGUUUGCCCAGUGCCAUAAGAAGUACUCCCACGCUGAUCUGAUGGAUGCGGAAGCUAUAAAUGAGCUGGGUAAGAAUUCCCAUAAAAAUAACAUUCUUUGUGUAUUGUUCACUCAUUUUUCCUCACCCCAGCAUGCCUGGGAUCUUUGAUGUGUAUUUAGCUAUGGAUGUAACUUAAAAUGGCAUGUAAAUUGAUUUCUAUGUAAACAUUUACAUUUACAGACAAUGCAAUCACAGCAUUCAUGGGAUAUUAUCGGCAACAUGUGCCACAUGGGACAGUACCUAUAAAGAUGCACAUGUUGGAGGAUCAUGUGGUUGACUGUGUCAGGAGUUGGGGGUUUGGGCUUGGCUUCCUG